Molecule: messenger RNA, 918 nt
Organism: Tarenaya hassleriana
Lineage: Eukaryota; Viridiplantae; Streptophyta; Magnoliopsida; Brassicales; Cleomaceae
Exons: 1
Coding region: 1-918 (305 amino acids)
Source: RefSeq, a predicted model, not a curated record
AUGAUUGAUGCUGUCAAGAAACACCUAUGCUCUCAGUUUCUCCUAAAAGAUUUAGGGUCCCUUAAAUACUUUCUGGGUUUAGAAAUUGCCCGUUCAAGCAAAGGAAUCCAUAUAUGUCAGAGGAAGUAUGCCCUUGAGUUGCUUGAAGAAUUUGGUAUGUUGGCAUGUAAACCUCGAGCUUCUCCCAUGGAUACCAAAGAAAAGAUUCAGUCUGAUUCAGGAGAACCUUUAUCUAAUCCGACAUUGUACAGGAAAUUGGUUGGGAAGCUCAUCUACUUAUCAGUAACUCGCCCUGAUAUUUCAUUCACAGUUCAGCGUCUUAGCCAAUUCAUGUCUGAUCCCAGAACUGCUCAUCUGGAGGCUGGUUUCCGAUUGUUACGAUACAUUAAAUCAGCUCCUGCUCAGGGUCUUCUAUAUCGAUCUGAUACGACAAUACGGCUGAGUGGCUACACUGACGCUGAUUGGGCUGCUUGUGCUGAUACAAGGCGUUCUGUUUCGGGUUUCUGCACUUUCUUAGGCGAUUCGCUCAUCACUUGGAAAUCUAAGAAGCAGAAAACUGUUUCACGGAGUAGUGUUGAGUCUGAGUAUAGAGCAAUGGCGCAGGCUACUUCAGAGCUCAUUUGGGUUUCUGGUUUGCUUCGGGAGCUUGGUGUUGAUUUUCAAGAACCUGUUACUCUGUUUUGCGAUAGCAAAUCUGCUAUUCAUAUCGCCAAUAAUCCAGUAUACCAUGAGCGCACCAAACAUAUUGAGAUAGAUUGCCAUUUUGUCCGAGAACAUCUCAAGUCCGGAUUCUUGAAGCCAUUACAUGUUGAUUCCCGGAGACAAAUUGCUAACAUUUUUACAAAGCCUUUGGCAGGGGAUCACCUUCGAAACCUCCUAUCCAAGAUGGGCAUCGCUAAUCUCCAUUCCCCAUCUUGA